Alnus glutinosa is the source of this 3172-nucleotide messenger RNA. Its product is annotated as protein RIK. NCBI's taxonomy places the organism in Eukaryota, Viridiplantae, Streptophyta, Magnoliopsida, Fagales, Betulaceae. The transcript has 11 exons. The record is from RefSeq and is a predicted model, not a curated record. The coding region runs from base 232 to 1866 and encodes 544 amino acids. Gene Ontology annotation, molecular function: RNA binding. Gene Ontology annotation, cellular component: nucleus.
CCCUCCAGUCUCCACGAGGGGGUAAGCUAUUGGUCGUCCAUGCCGCUUUCAUUCUUCUCCCCCACACCACAUCGAUCUGCGCAGCGACAGAACGCAGCCCGUUGUUUCAAUUCCCAAUUCACCAGAAUCACCAGCAGUUCACUCAAAAAGGGAAAACUCUCGAAAUCUUCUUUGUCGCUAAAAUUUUCAUGCAAUUUUCCUCAAUAACAGCACCGAAGCAAUAUUAACAACAUGACCGAGGACAGUGGUGCUAAGGUUUCUUCUGAGGAAGCCUCACAAACACGGCAGAGAAAGAAGAGAAAGUGGGAUCAACCUGCAGAGUUCUUGGUUUCAGCUGGUGUAGCAGUACCCGGGGUCCUCCCACUGGGCAACAUGGGACCCCUUGGUGGGAUUGCACUUCCUGGUGUGGCUCCAGUGUCCAGUGCAGUUUUAAUGAAUUCACUAGGAGCUAGCUGCACAACCAUACCACAGGUGUUUCAGGCAUCUUCAAUGCAGCAACACACUGCCACUGUGGUUCCAAAACCGAAGAUCCAAGAUGAGUUAAUAGCACGAGAAAUUGUCAUAAACGAUGCCGAGUCUUCUGUUCGUUACAAGCUCACAAAACGCCAGACGCAGGAGGAGAUCCAAAAGUGCACGGGUGCUGUGGUUAUAACCAGGGGUAAGUACCGUCCGCCAAAUGCUCCAUCUGAUGGGGAAAAACCAUUAUAUCUUCACAUCUCUGCAGGGGCUCAUUUAAAAGAUACAGCAGAACGGAUACUAGCAGUUGAUUGUGCAGCUGCUAUGGUUGAAGAAAUGUUGAAACAAGGUCAGAAUUUACAGCCAGCUUCCACUUUUUAUCCGGCUUUAAACAAUGAAGUGAAGGCACUGAGCACGUGCGUGUUUUUGGGCUUUGACCCAGACCCGUCAUUGAGCAUGGCUGCUCGUAUACGUGGACCAAAUGACCAGUAUAUAAAUCACAUUAUGAAUGAAACAGGAGUAACUGUCUCACUAAGAGGAUGUGGUUCAGGAGAAAUUGAAAGCUUACAUGGAGAAGAAGGAGAGCAACCACUGCAUUUAUUCCUGUCAAGCAGUAAUCCAAAAAGUCUCGAAGAUGCUAAGCGUCUGGCUGAAAAUUUGUUGGAUACAAUCAGUGUUGAGUGUGGUGCUUCUAGGGUUUCAUCAUGUAAGGUUUAUAGUGCUGUUCCACUUCCACCUCCACAGCAGGUUUACAGUGCUGUUCCUCCUCCUCAGCAGUUAUUGGCUGGAGUUCAGAGUUCUGGGAAUGAAUUGACAGUAAAUGCAAGUUCUGCUGCUGGUUUGACAUCUGCAAGUGUGGGCUCUGCGGCAGCUCCCCAAGUUUCCUCCAUAAGAGUCCCAGGGCUCCCUCCUGUCUUUUCUCAAGGGACAGUAUCUCAAUCUGGUGGAUAUUUAAACUCUGGGCUGUCUCAAGGAAAUGUGAUUGGUUAUUCCCAGCAUUUAAUAUCUGGUGGAACAAGCUAUAUCGGAUAUGGUGGGAUAUAUCCUCAAGCCACACCAUUGCAACAAGUUGCCCUGGCCCUUAGGCAGUCGCCUUCUCCGGUCACUUCUACAAUUGCUCCCACAACAUCAAUACCAAAUGAAGAAUCGAAGCCGAGUUUUAGCUCUGAUCCUGAGAAGGAGAAACGGCAUCCACAGAAGCGGAAGUUUCAGGAACUACCGGCUGGCUCAAAGGGUCCUGCAAAACCCCUUCAGGUAGUAUUUUCUCUGACCUUCUAUGAAGCUAACUGGCCGAUACUGGACCUCUCUAUUGGGUCGUUGGUUUGUAUGUUUCACAGGGUUUUCAGCUGUGGAGGUGCCUUGGCUGGGGAACUUAUGGCUACAGAGCUUUUAAUUAGAGGCCAAUUCUAGAUUUUAUGCGGCUUGGUUUUAUCUUGUAUCUUUGUUCUGAAUUGUGUUAUACAAAUAUGUUACUUUUUGGCCAUAAGUCCAAUGUUGAUUUCCUCAAUGGGUGGCCACCACCAAAAGGGACAGCUAAGCUACUACUUCAGAAGUGGUUCUGCCACCACCAAAGCAAGCUUUGAUUUUAUUGUCAUUGGAAUUUAGUGGUUGCAGAGCUGAACAUUUUCUAUUCAUGACUCAUUUUAAAAACUGAUUUGACAAGCACCUCAGUAGGACCCCAUCUGUUCUAUCUGCAUUUCACGUUAACCAGUGGUCAAACUGAAUGCCAAGCAUUUUUCUGGUUUGUACUUUGACUUAUAAUGUCAUUGUGUUGUGGUUUUGUGUCAGGCAUAACCACUCUCCCAGGAACCAAAUUUGAUUUUGAGAAAAUAGAAAAAAUAUGUCAUGAAAAGAUUCUUGGGUUAAUUUGAAUGGAGAUUUCUGGUCAUGAAAACCAGGUGCCCUAAAGUCUUGGGAUGACCCCUUUCAAAGCCCUAGCUAGGGUUGAGAAAGUGAUAUAUGUUAUAUUUAGUCUCUCUUCUCUUUGGAGUCAGGUUCUUGGGACAGGACAGGAAGUCAUGUUUAUAUCGAUGUCUAUACCUCUUCACUGGGAAGAAAUUGGCUGUUUGUGCUGGUGGGCAGCACCUAAUGGGGAAGUUGAUACCCAAUGCGUGUUAAAUCACAGUUAAACACUUCGGCACCUGUGUUUAUAUGCUGUCUACCUUUAUAGUGAUAACCAUCUGUUUCAACCUCAGAUCUGGAGGAAGUUUUUUCUAUGCACCAACUUGCACAAAUCCUGACAUUGAUAUUUGUACGUUACAAAACUUGAUGUGAAAACUCAGGGGCUUACAUUUAUGCCCAGAUCACCUAGAAACCUAUGCACUAACACUCAUUCAAAGACAUCAAAUCAAAGUGGUAACUCAAGUAACCCCCUUUAUGUGCCUGCCAGUGGCUUGUUCAUUUCUUCCCAAUUGCUUCUUCUUCAUCUGUAUAUUUUUUUGUUAUUUGUUUUUUUUUUUCUCUAAACUUGUGUUAUAGUUCUGAAUUUUUUUUAAUCCGAAUUUGUGUCUUAUAGAACCUUAUAUUUUGUUACUAAUAAAUUAGGUUUGGAUUGUCUCCUUCUAACUCACUGCAGGGUUCAAAAUUUUUAAAGCCAACUGAGCCCUCAGCAGAUUUGGAUGUGAGAAAUGUAUCGACUAUGCCAGCCCCAAAGAAGUUGGUCCAGUCGUCAUCCAACGGAUUGGCACCAUCCCUGCCAAGAACCAUGCCUCCACCA